This is a messenger RNA of Owenia fusiformis, 2231 nucleotides long. Lineage: Eukaryota; Metazoa; Annelida; Polychaeta; Sabellida; Oweniidae. The record is from the annotation of a GenBank genome assembly.
ACAAAAACGGACAAUUGUAAAAUGAUAAUAAACUUUGUCUAAAUUAUGUUUGAUAAUGAACCCUUGAUAGAUAAAUACCAAAGUGGAUGUCCGAUUUUAAAACAUAGCUUCAGAUCUCGAUGAGCAGACACGAACUUUAUCAACAAGCAAAUAUUCAAGGAGUAAAUAAACCACACAGUAAGCUUGCAAGUGGUGUAUAUAUUAUUUUGUUAAAUUAUUGAAAGAACAUAGAAAAGAAUCCCAGAUAUGGAUUUAAAAUCGUUAGUUGUUUUAGUUUGCAUAUAUGCAGUUAUUGUCUUAACUAAUUCUAAAAAGAUAAAAGGAAAGACCAAGAAGAAUAAAUCGUUACCCCCUGGCCAAAGCAAGAAACUUGGUGACAACCCCGAGGAAUUCCUCGAAUCGUUUGGCUACCUUGCGAAGCCUAAACCUGGACAACAGAAUAGCGACGCUGCGAGGAGAGCUGCGAUAAGGAAAUUCCAGAGGUUCAACCAUAUACCAAUUACUGGGUCACUGGACGAAAAGACCAAAUGGAAAAUGAAGCAGCCUCGCUGUGGAUUGCCGGAUGUGAUAAACCCAACUGGGUCAUCAAUAAAGGCUGAUCCAAAUGCUCCAUCGAAUUUUUAUAGUUUAGGACAUGUCUGGAAGAAUAGAGAUCUUACAUGGAAAAUCAGCAAUUUCUCACCCGAUCUUCCCCGGCGUGUGCAAAUUGAUGCUUUGACAAGAGGCUUGAAUUAUUGGAGCGAGGUGACGAACUUAAACUUUAGACAGACGAGCGGAGAUUCUGAUAUCGAUAUAAGAUUUGGACGAUAUGAACACGGAGAUGGGUAUAGUUUCGAUGGAAAAGGUGGAACUCUCGCGCAUGCAUUCUUCCCAGAGAACGGACGGACACAUUUCGAUGAAGACGAAGAUUGGACGGAAGACUCGCAUGACGGCACAAACCUACGCAUAGUUGCUACUCAUGAAUUUGGCCAUGCUCUCGGGCUCAGUCAUUCUGAGGUCCGUGGCGCAGUGAUGGCGCCAUAUUACCAAGGCUACAGUGAAAAUUUUAGACUUGAGUAUGACGAUAUAAUUGGAAUUCAGACAUUGUAUGGGGGUAAAGCCCGUCCUAGGCCUACUGAUCCACCGAGACGUACUACCAUACAGGCCCCCACUAAAAAACCAUCGACAAAACCGGAUACCUGUACGACAAAAAUUGACGCAAUCUUGCAAGCGCAUAAUGGCAAAACUUAUGUGUUCAAAUAUAAAUGGAUGUGGGAACUUACUGACAAUGGUGUUGUCAAGGGUUUCCCACGAUUGGCGAGGAAAUUCUUUACGAAACCCCCCUAUAAUCCAGGCGCAGUUGUUUAUUCGAGAAGGACUAGGAAAACAUAUUUUUUCAAAGACAACCGUGUAUGGCGGUACAAUGGCUUUAACUUAGAAACUGGCUUUCCUAAGCGCAUUAAGGACAAAGCAUACCCAAGAGGACCACAGGCAGCUUUAUGUGAUGCUUCAGGAAGAAUCCUUCUCUUCAAAAAUUAUCGCAUUUACCAGUACAACGAGUAUUCCAUAAACGUUGACGCCAUCGCACCGAGACUCAUUACAGAUCAGUUUCCAGGACUACCUAAUGAGUUUGCUAAUGUCGAAGCGGCCCUCAGAUAUAAAGAUGGCUACCUCUACUUCUUCAAAGGUGCAAAUUACCGUAAAUACGAUGAAAGGACCCAACGCGUUCUUCCAGGCUACCCGAAGGCCAAAGCCCCUUCCUGGAUGGGCUGUGGACGUCGAACUCCAAAAUAAAUGCACAUGGACAAUUUAAUAUAAAAUCGCUGCAUGCUGUUUAUAAAUUGCUAGAUUUUACUAUAAUAUCAGUUUAUUAUAGUAUACUAGUAUUCCUAUAAUUCUACCAACUCUAAAAGUCAUGAAAACAAGGUUGAACACAAAACAUUGACCCAGUUACUGUCUAUUCAGCAUGGGUUCAAAUAAUAUAUUUCCAGUAUAAUUAAUUCCUUUAGUAAAUAAGUAAGCAAUACAGCUUUGUACUUGUAAAACUGUGUAAAUUUGUUAGAGGCUAAAAUCUGUUGCUCCGCCACCUUGUGAUGACAUUUUAUAAUCAUGAUCAAUGGCAGAAAUUAUUACUUUUGAUAAAAUGUCAGGAACGUUAAUUAAAAGAAACACAGUAAUGAAAACUAUACAAUACAAUACAAUUCAAUACAAUACUUUAACAGUAUUCUGUUAUGGUAGAGUAUAUUUCAUUU